Larimichthys crocea (large yellow croaker) is the source of this 1077-nucleotide messenger RNA. RefSeq names its product protein c-ets-1-B. Lineage: Eukaryota; Metazoa; Chordata; Actinopteri; Sciaenidae. Bases 1 to 1077 code for a protein of 358 amino acids. Gene Ontology annotation, biological process: regulation of transcription by RNA polymerase II; cell differentiation. The record is from RefSeq and is a predicted model, not a curated record. The transcript has 7 exons. Gene Ontology annotation, molecular function: sequence-specific DNA binding; DNA-binding transcription factor activity, RNA polymerase II-specific. Gene Ontology annotation, cellular component: nucleus.
AUGGACUGCAGCACUUACGAGCUGGAUACCCUGGAGGUCCCUCCUCUCACCCCAACUAGCAAGGAGGUUCUCAGCCAGGCAGUGAAGGCCAGCUUUGCUGGAUUUGCCCAGGAGAGAAUCAACCAUCACUUUCCACAGGAUCCUACCUUAUGGUCUCAGUGGGAGGUGAACUACUGGUUGGACUGGUGCCAGGCUGAGUUUGGUCUCCACUGCCUGGCUUCAGACCUGAGAGGCCUGCAGGGCGGUGAUCUGUGUGGCCUGGACAGAGAGGCUUUCCUGGGCCUGAUGUCCGACUGCACUGCAGGAGAGAUCCUGUGGGAGCAUCUGGACCAUAUCAGGAGAGAAAACUACUCAGACUAUGUUCAGGAGCCUUCAGACAAACAUGGUUACCAUGUUCAGUAUGAUCCUACUGGGAGGACAGAUGGUCACCCUCUGGACCCUGUGACUGUCCAACAUCAAGACUACUACCUGAUCAAAUCAGAAGAUCCCAGCAGGAACAUGACCUCAGCUGCUCUGCUGCAGGAAACAGAUACAGACUCAGAGGUGGACAUUUCUCACAGUGACGACUCUGACAUUGUGGAUUCUCUAUCGUGGACUGCUCCACUCCAGGAUGUAGAGCCAGUGACAGAAGAGACCAUGUCUGAAGAUGUCUUCACUUUACCACAGCCACACAGGAGCUUCAAAGAAUAUGUAGGCAACAAAACAGAUCUGGGCAGAGCCGUGAUUCCGGCAGCUAUCCUUGCUGGUUACACUGGAAGUGGUCCCAUUCAGCUGUGGCAGUUUCUACUGGAGCUUCUCACAGACCGCAGCUGUCAGUCAUGUAUAAGCUGGACAGGAGAUGGGUGGGAGUUCAAGCUGACGGACCCCGAUGAGGUGGCCUUGCUGUGGGGCCGGAGGAAGAACAAACCCAAGAUGAACUAUGAGAAGCUGAGUCGUGGACUGCGAUAUUACUACGACAAGAAUAUCAUCCGCAAGACGGCUGGCAAACGCUACGUCUACCGCUUUGUCUGCAACUUGCAAGGCCUGCUGGGAUAUGAGCCUAGUGAGCUGCACGCCAUCAGUAACAAGAGUCACUGA